Molecule: messenger RNA, 814 nt
Organism: Ruditapes philippinarum (Manila clam)
Lineage: Eukaryota; Metazoa; Mollusca; Bivalvia; Venerida; Veneridae
Product: sulfotransferase 1E1-like
Exons: 5
Coding region: 179-799 (206 amino acids)
Biological process (GO): sulfation
Cellular component (GO): cytoplasm
Molecular function (GO): sulfotransferase activity
Source: RefSeq, a predicted model, not a curated record
CAGCUUAACAAAAGUAAAAAGAAAAAAAGGGAAGAGAAACAGGAUGUUAUAAACAAUAUAAACGCUAUUUAUCAGCGUUUCCGUUAUUUGUAGGUCAUAGAAGUUCAGUGAACCGUAUGCAGCGUGCAUGCGUGUGUAGUAAAGAUAAAUAUAAAUCAUAUAGAUUAUAGAUAUAAUAAUGGAAGGUGCAGAAAAAAAGAUGGAUGAAAAAUAUCCUAUGAGAAUUGCAGAAAGACGAUUUAAAGGAAUUUUAAUGUGGCAAUGUGAAGCGGAGGAAUUUGAAACUAUGGAAACUAGAGCAGACGAUAUUUGGAUAUGCACCUAUCCUAGGUCAGGCACUACAAUGACUAUACAAUUAGUUUACUUGAUUCAAACAUUAGACUUUGAAACGGCAAACAACGUUCAACUAGAGGUUAGAGUUCCAUUCCUCGACUGCAAAGAUGACAGAUUUCCGUACUAUAAAGGAAAGAAAACAAUAGACGAAAUGAAAUCACCAAGGAUAAUAAAAUCACAUCUCCAUCAUUUUCUUCUACCUGAACAACUGCGAAAAGGCAAAGGGAGGAUAAUUUAUAUGUAUCGCAACCCGAAAGAUGCUGUUAUUUCACUAUUCAAAUUAUUUAAGUGGACACAUCAACUUGAUGAGGGAGACAAUAUGUUUGGUCGAUUCUUUGACAGCUUUGUCGACGGCACAGCAUAUGCAUGUCCGUGGCCGCAGCAUGUUCUUGGAUAUUGGGAGAAGAAAGAUGAACCUCAAGUUUUAUUUCUCCGAUUUGAAGAUGUUGUCAAAGUGAGCUUAUAAAUGUAAAGCACACGU